AUGUCCAAACUCCCAACCCACCUCCCGCGCCCGACAACCCUCCUCACAAAACGCCCAUCCCUCACACGACCAUCCACAACAACCCCAGCGCCCUACAACGCCUCAACACCAACCCAGCACGCCCAGUCCCGCGCCGCGACCUUCGUCCCCCGCCCCCGACGCCCCUACACCUUCACCCAGAUGAUCCAGCUCUCCGACGGCUCCGCCUUCACCGUCCGCACCACCUCCCCCGCGCCCCUCGUCCGCUCCGCCAAGGACUCCCGCAACCACGCCAUGUGGCAGCCCACCGACAAGUCCCUCAAGAACGUCGAGGUCGACGAGGCCGGUAAGCUGGCCGCCUUCCGAGAGCGUUUCGGUCGCGGUUUCGACCUGGCCGCCAAGCCCGAGGAGGAAGAGGCCGCCGCCGCUGCUGCUCCGGCUGCUGGCAAGGACGGUGCGGGCAAGAAGCAGGAUGCUGCCGCCGCUGCCGCUCCCGAAGAAGACCCCUACGACCUCGGCGACCUGAUCAGCGGCUACGCGGCGAAUUCCAACGUCGACCAGAGCAAACUCAACAGUGCCAAGUACGGUGUCAAGCCGAAGAACGCUUCAUAA
Messenger RNA from Colletotrichum karsti, 591 nucleotides. Its product is annotated as 50s ribosomal protein. Gene Ontology annotation, molecular function: structural constituent of ribosome. NCBI's taxonomy places the organism in Eukaryota, Fungi, Ascomycota, Sordariomycetes, Glomerellales, Glomerellaceae. The transcript has a single exon. Gene Ontology annotation, cellular component: mitochondrial large ribosomal subunit. Gene Ontology annotation, biological process: mitochondrial translation. Bases 1 to 591 code for a protein of 196 amino acids. The record is from RefSeq and is a predicted model, not a curated record.